This is a messenger RNA of Cuscuta campestris, 1669 nucleotides long. The record is from the annotation of a GenBank genome assembly. Lineage: Eukaryota; Viridiplantae; Streptophyta; Magnoliopsida; Solanales; Convolvulaceae.
AAUUCAGUUCAUAAUAUUCUACAUGGUAUCAGAGCCUCUUUUCUGGGAAGUCACGUAAAACCCUAGGGGUCUCCAUUUUCUAUCGUCGUCGUCACCGUACCAGUCCCAUCGCCAGCCGGUUUUUCGUCGUCGCCGGCCUCGUGUGUCGCCAGGGAACGUCGUCGGUCCAGCAGGUCCUCCCUCCAUCGUCAGUUCUUCGUCUUCAUCGCGUAUCAUCAUGUCAGCCGACGGGAACUCAAACCCUAAGAAGACAAGAUUGAUUCACGAUCCGUCGUCAAUAUACUAUCUUCAUCCUUCUGAAGGUCCCGGUAACUCUUUGACCAAAUAUCUGUUGAAAAGUGAUAAUUUUGAUAUUUGGGAAAAGGCAAUUCGUAAUGCUCUUUGUGGUCGUGGUAAAUCUGUUUUUUUAUCCCCCGGCGGUAUUCCCAAACCUACCGAUGAACAUGAGUUGUCUGCGUGGUCUGCCAAUAAUCAAAUAAUUUGUAGUUGGAUCUUCAAUAGUGUUGACGAAUCCAUCCAGCCUAGUAUUGUGUCUCACUCUGUUGCCUCUGUGCUAUGGGAGGAUUUGAAGAAACGUUAUGGUUGUUCUAAUGGUCCUCGUGUAUAUCAAUUGAAGUCUGAAUUGAACUCCUUGCGCCAAAAGGGACAAACAUUUGUCUCGUACUAUAAUCAGUUCAUCACUUUAUGGAAUCAACUCCAUGGCACGUCUGAUCCCACUAAUGGCUGCAAAUGUGAGGCGGCAGCCCUCACGCGUGCACGUAUAGAACGAGAUAAAACUAUUGAUUUUUUGCUUGGAUUGGAUGAUGAACAGUUUGGUCCCAUUCGGUCCCAAAUUCUUGGCACCGAACCAGUUGUUGAUAUUGAUCGUGCAUAUUUUUUAGUCACUCAGGAAGAGCGUCACCGUCAUAUUGUGCGUGCUCGUGAUGAUCGCACGGAUUCAGUUGCGUUUGCUGCUAAGACGGAUCGACAUCCUUCCCCGUAUGGAAAACCGUUAUGCUCUCACUGUGGUCGCACCAAUCACAGUGUGGAAACGUGUUUUGAGAUCAUAGGUUUUCCACCACAGUACGGCCGGGGAGGAGGAAAUCGGGGUGGUUCCACCUGCGGUGGUCGUGGCGCUGGUCUACCCGCCGGCAGAGGAGGCCGUGGGUCUGGCGGCAUUCUGGGAAGUAAGCCAGCCCAGUCCGGCAGUGGGUCGGCUGUCGUCCCGGCUCCUGCAGUUCAUGCCGCAUCGGGUGAUGCGAACAGUUCUCUCAGCGAUCAAAUGAGCCGUCUCAUGUCCAUGUUGGAAGCAUCCGCCUCACACACCUAUUCGGGCUCUGGGUUUAUCGAUCGUCGAACCUUCGUGCUUGGUAAGAGACGAAAGAACAAGAGGCAGAAUUACGAUUCGAAAGAGCGCUACCAACGUGCACAUCGUAAGGCUCGCAUAGCAAAGCUAAGGAUCUGGAAGCGCCGGAAGGCAGCAUGGGAAAGAGAUGAUCCAGAGGAAACGUUCAGCGUGGACUCUGCCAACAGUAUCUGCGGCGCAGGUGUGGAUAUUCCUCUAGUGGACUCAGCCCGACUAGACAAGUGAGUCACGUGCUAACUUAUGGCAUAGUCGAGACUAGUAUAUAACAAAAAUGUCUUAUUCAUAAUAAAAAGUUGAAGAAAAAAAUAAAAAGUGUGAAUCGUA